This is a messenger RNA of Chanos chanos (milkfish), 2304 nucleotides long. It is a transcript of the gene rfx3, whose product is annotated as regulatory factor X, 3 (influences HLA class II expression). Gene Ontology annotation, biological process: regulation of transcription by RNA polymerase II. Gene Ontology annotation, molecular function: RNA polymerase II cis-regulatory region sequence-specific DNA binding; DNA-binding transcription factor activity, RNA polymerase II-specific. Bases 1 to 2304 code for a protein of 767 amino acids. NCBI's taxonomy places the organism in Eukaryota, Metazoa, Chordata, Actinopteri, Gonorynchiformes, Chanidae. The record is from RefSeq and is a predicted model, not a curated record. Gene Ontology annotation, cellular component: nucleus. The transcript is spliced from 16 exons.
AUGCAAACCCCAGAGGCAGGCGCUGACUCGACGUCAACCGUGCCCCUCCAGACCAGCGUGCCUGUUCAGCCUGCCGUCACUGCCCAACAGGUGGCCUCUCAGGUCCCCAUCCAGCAACAGGCCCAGACUGUUCAACAGGUCCAACAUGUAUACCCAGCACAAGUGCAGUACGUGGAGGAAAACAGUGGAGUUUACACAAAUGGAACAAUACGGACGUAUUCCUACACAGAGCCCCAGCUGUACAGCCAGAAUAGCGGUGGAAAUUACUUUGACACGCAAGGCGGGUCAUCCCAAGUAACCACGGUGGUGACCUCGCACAGCAUGGCAAACAACGGGAACGGAAACGGGGGGCUGUCCAUGGGACUGGCCGGGGGGCAGAUCAUCAGCAGCUCGGGGGCGUACCUCAUCGGGGGAAAUUCGAUGGACAGUUCCGCCCCUCACCCCGCGGCCCAGACCACCCGAGCCUCGCCGGCCACCAUUGAAAUGGCGAUUGAGACACUGCAAAAGUCUGAGGGUUUGUCCAGUCAGAGAAGUUCGCUGCUCAACAGCCAUCUGCAGUGGCUGUUGGAUAACUACGAGACGGCAGAGGGCGUGAGCCUGCCCCGCUCCACGCUCUACAAUCACUACCUACGCCACUGCCAGGAGCAGAAACUAGACCCGGUCAACGCCGCAUCUUUCGGGAAACUCAUCCGCUCCAUCUUCAUGGGGCUGCGCACGCGACGCCUGGGAACCCGUGGGAAUUCAAAGUAUCAUUACUACGGGAUCCGGGUAAAGCCGGACUCACCCCUUAACAGGCUUCAGGAGGACAUGCAGUACAUGGCUCUCCGCCAGCAGCCUGUCCAGCAGAAGCAGAGGUUUAAGCCAGUACAGAAGGUGGACGGCGUGUCAGGAGACAACUUCUCCAGCAGUGGGCAGCAUACUCCCAGUGCUGCAGAGCAGACGGUCAUCGCACAAAGCCAGCACCAUCAGCAGUUCCUGGACGCCUCCCGGGCGCUCCCAGAAUUUGUGGAGCUGGACUUGGGAGACACCAGCGCGGAAAACAUCACCCCCGAUGACAUCAAAGCUCUUCAGUCACUGUACAGAGAGCACUGUGAGGCCAUUUUGGAUGUGGUGGUUAACCUCCAGUUCAGUCUGAUAGAGAAGCUGUGGCAGACCUUUUGGCGCUAUUCCCCCUCCAGCUCUGUGGAGGGCGCCACCAUCACAGAGAACAGCGGAGUGAGUGAGAUGGAGGGCCGUCUGCCACGGGCCAAGCUGCUGGUGCUCUGUAGGAAUGAGGCGGUGCUGAAGUGGAUGAGUAUGUGUGAUCACCUCAUGUAUCAGGCCUUGGUGGAGAUCCUCAUCCCUGAUGUGCUUAGACCCAUUCCCAGUGCCUUGACUCAAGCCAUCCGUAACUUUGCCAAAAGCCUAGAGGGCUGGCUGACCACCGCCAUGAGCUCCAUUCCCCAGAGAAUGAUCCAGACCAAGGUUUCCUCUGUUAGUGCCUUUGCCCAGACAUUGCGCAGAUACACAUCUCUGAACCAUCUGGCCCAGGCAGCUCGAGCAGUGCUGCAGAACACCUCCCAGAUCAACCAGAUGCUGAGCGACCUCAACCGAGUGGACUUUGCCAACGUGCAGGAGCAGGCUUCCUGGGUGUGUCAGUGCGAGGAGGGCGUGGUUCAGCGUCUGGAGCAGGACUUCAAGGCCACCCUGCAACAGCAAAGCUCUCUGGAGCAGUGGGCCGCCUGGCUGGACAACGUGGUCAGUCAGGUGCUGAAGCCCUACGAGGACAGGCCCAGUUUCCCCAAAGCCGCCCGACAGUUCCUGCUCAAGUGGUCCUUCUACAGUUCUAUGGUGAUCAGAGACUUGACCCUACGCAGUGCUGCAAGUUUUGGCUCCUUCCACCUGAUCCGUCUGCUUUAUGAUGAGUAUAUGUUCUACCUGGUGGAACACCGUGUUGCUCAGGCCAUGGGCGAGACACCCAUUGGUGUAAUGGGAGAGUUCGAUGAUCUAAAUACCAUGUCACCAGCUAACAUAGACAAAGACGAAGUCAGCGAGAUGGACAGCGACUUGGAGGAGGAGCUGGACGAAUCCGGCGAGCCGCUGGCCAAGCGGGAGAAGGCCGAGACGGAGGUCAUCCAGGUGCUGCAGGUGGGGGCGAUGGAGGACGGUAGCAGCGCGGUGGUGGGGGUGGUCCCGCCGGGCAUGCUCAGCUCCCUGACCCAGUCUGCCGCCGAACACCCCGAGCACAUUCUCAGCCCCCCCGCGGGCCCCACCACCAUCCGCCACUGCAGCGCCGCCGCCGGAAACACGUACGCCUCGGUGUGA